Molecule: messenger RNA, 3508 nt
Organism: Octopus sinensis (East Asian common octopus)
Lineage: Eukaryota; Metazoa; Mollusca; Cephalopoda; Octopoda; Octopodidae
Product: tubulin-specific chaperone E-like
Exons: 1
Coding region: 87-2831 (914 amino acids)
Cellular component (GO): cytoplasm
Molecular function (GO): protein binding
Source: RefSeq, a predicted model, not a curated record
UUUAUCUAAGGGAAAUCACUCUCAUAGUUUCCAGUGGAAGCGAGAUAAUUUCUUAGAAACUGACGGAGGAAAAACUAUCUCCAAACAUGAAGAGAAAAGACGGAAGCGAACUGGUUAUUGGUGAUCGUAUCGAAUGUGAUGAUUAUUUUGGGACGAUAAAAUUUAUAGGAGAAGUUGAAGCAAUGGAAGGUAUUUGGUUUGGCAUUGAUUGGGAUGAAAUUCAUCGGGGAAAACAUGACGGUAGCUAUAAAGGUAGGCGUUACUUUCAAGCAGGACAUCCUAAAUCUGGUUCGUUUAUUAAACCAAUAAAGGCUAAAUUGGGACAAUCUUUCCCUGACGCUUACGUCUGUAAACAUGGCGAUAUCGUAGAUGUGCGCUCAAGAAUUUUGAUUCUCGAUAAUUAUGUAAUCUAUGGUCUUGGUUCCCAGGAAGUGACCAGUCAGUUUUCGGCGACUGCCUCAAAAAUAACAGAAUUAGAUCUUUCUGGUAAUUUGUUGAAGAACUGGACUCAAGUUGCUGAAAUUACUAACUUAAUUCCUAAUCUGUUGAAGUUAAAUGUAAGUAAUAACCGUUUAAUAAUUCCUGAACACGCGGAAAACUUGUCAAAAUCUUUUGCCAAAGUAGAAGAUCUGGUUUUAAACCGAAUGAACUACGACUGGGCCGACAUUUUAUCUGCUACGUCGAUGUUUCCGUCCCUUCAAGGUUUGUACGUGUGUUUUAAUAAUUUGGAAAAAUUGGCUGAUUCCACGGGGAAAUUGACAAACCUGAAAUUUCUCUCAUUAAUAGACAAUCGCUUAAGUGACUGGAACGAACUUUUAAAACUUGGUCAACUUCCUCAAUUGAGCACACUUUAUGUAAAUAACAAUCAACUGACAGCCGUCUCCUUCAAUGACGUACCUUUGGAAGACGGUGAGAAAACCACAUAUUUUCCUUCUCUAAAGUGUUUAGAUUUAAGCAGCAACCUCAUCGAUAACCUGUCAUCAAUUGAUGAGCUUAGUAAAUUAGCCAACCUUACCGAGUUUUCUUUCCUUCAUAAUCCAACAGCAGAUAUAGAUGAGGACAAACUGUUUAAUUUGAUAAUUGCCAAAAUUGGCAGUUUAAAAAAGUAUGCAAAAACUAUUAUCCAUGAUGAAAAACAGAAAGAUGCUGAAAUAUUUUAUCUUCGCAUGAUUGAGAAACAGGCAUUAGAGAAAAAUAUCAGUGAAGAAGACUUAACUAAAACGUGUUCAAGGUACAAAGAACUAGGACAGAAAUAUGGUUAUGAAUAUCCUGAAAAGCAUUCCCUCCAAAGUCAUUUAACAGAUGGUGAUAUUCCAGAAGAAAUGAUCAGAAACAAGAAAUUAUUUCCAGAUAUGAACCGAAAUGAUGGAAGCAAACUGGUUAUUGGUGAUCGUAUUGAAAGUGAGAAUUGUUUUGGGACGAUAAAAUAUAUAGGAGAAGUUGACACAAUGGAAGGUAUUUGGUUUGGCAUUGACUGGGAUGAAAUUCAUCGGGGAAAACAUGACGGUAGCUAUAAAGGUAGGUGUUAUUAUCAAGCAAGCCAUCCUAAAUCUGGUUCCUUUAUUAACCCACUUCACAUUAACCUCGGACAGUCUUUUCCUGAUGCUUAUGCCUGUAAAGCUAAAGAUGUUUUAAUUAUGCCUCCAAGAAUUCUGAUUCUCAAUAAUUAUGGAAUUUAUGGUCUUGGUUCCCAGGAAGUGACCAGUCAGUUUUUGUCAAUUGCCUCAAAAUUAACAGAACUAGAUCUUUCUACUAACCUGUUGAAGAGUUGGACUCAAGUUGUGGAAAUUGCUAACAUUAUUCCUAAUCUAAUACUAUUAAAUGUAAGUAGUAACCGUUUGAUAAUUCCUGAAAAUGUAGAAAUGUUUGCAAAAUCUUUUACAAAUGUAGAAGAACUUAUUCUGAACAGGAUGGACUAUAACUGGGCUAACAUUUUAUCUGUUACAUCAAUGUUUCCAUCACUUCAACGUUUGUAUGCAAGUUUCAAUAAUUUGGAAACAUUUAUUGAUUCCACAGGAAAAUUGACAAAGCUAAAAUUCCUCUCAUUGUCAAACAAUCGUAUUAGUGAUGAAAAUGAACUUUUAAAAUUUGGUCAGCUUCCUCAGUUGAGCACACUUUACGUAAAUAACAAUCAAUUGACAUCCGUCUCUUUUAAUGACGUAUCUUUGGAAGAUGGCAAGAAAACAUCACAUUUUCGUUCUCUUGAAUGUCUAAGUUUAAACAAGAAUGACAUCAAUAACCGGUCAUCAAUCGAUGAGCUUAGCAAACUGGCCAACCUGACUGAGCUUAUUUUAGCAAAUAACCCAUUGGGAGCUGUAUAUAAGGACAAACUAUUUUAUAUUACCGUUGGUAAAAUUGGCAGUUUAAAAAAAUAUGAUAAAACCCUUAUUCGUGAUGAAGAAAGGAAAAAUGCUGAAGUAUAUUAUCUAGAUAUGGUUGAGAGGGAGGCAUUAGAAAAAAAUAUUGGUGAAGAAGACACAGCUAAAACCUGUUCAAGGUACAAAGAACUGGUGAAGAAAUAUGGACAUGCGAGUCCACAAUCAUUGAUAACUAAAACAAUUCUGCUACGAGAUAAAUUAAUUGCUGUUGAUAUCCAAACUGAUAAUAUUCCUGAUAAAGUAUUGAAGAACAAGAAAUUGUCUCCAGACAUAACCAUUCUAAAACUGAAGUCACUUGUACAAAAACUCUUUAAAAUUCAGGAAAUGACUAAUCUAAAACUAUCUUAUAUCAGCAGAGAAAAUCCUGAAGUAAAAGUUGAAUUAGACGAUGAUUUUAAGCCACUGUCUCAUUACAGCAUAGAAAAUGGCGAUAGUUUAAUUGCAAAGUGGUAAUUCUGGCUUUAAUACAUUCCUGUCUAUGAUAACGUUAAACAGGCAAUUAUUCUGCUUUCAUAAAAUUGAGGAAAUAAUAUCUAUAUAUAUAAAACUGUAGUUGAUAUAUGCUUUAUAUAAAUUUCAUAUCAUUUGCUCAUAUAUUUUAAUAAUAAAGAAAUAUUUUUUUACAUGCUCUAAAUUAAUUUUUGAGUAGAAACUUUGUUCUGCCCACCUGUUUAGUAUUGUCAUUGAAUUUAACCAUAGCAACUGAAAACCAGUCAAAGAAAGUGGACACUUUUGAUAGCAGAUGUCUCCAGAAAAUACUGGACAUCAAAUGGAACAACUUUAUCAGCAGUGAGGAGGUCAAAAGAAGAACAGACCAAUGCUCAGCAGAUGAACAAAAUUCAUCAAUCAAGUCCUUAAGUGGAAGCCUCAAGCCUCAAGUGGUGAUAAGCAUUACUACUCAGUAUAGAUAGUUUCAUCUUUUACAGUGGUUUUCUAACAAGCUAAUUUGCUUAUAUAUAUAUAUAUAUAUAUAUAUAUAUAUAGAGAGAGAGAGAGAGAGAGAGAGAGAGAGAGAGAGAAAAGUUUGUGUGCAUGUGUAUAUGACUCUAUACUUUGAUAUCAUUAAUAUCACACACUAGUCAUGAAUGAGCAUCACUGUCACACAAGACGUGUCCUUUGUUUCCAAUCUU